GGGCUCUGUAGGCCAGACUCACCAUUGUGAGGUGAUAUUUAUAUUAUUACUUAAAUGUAAACCUUGAUUAAAAUCUGUAUACAGGCUGAAACAGACACGCACUCCGUUUCAAGAGGUGGCGAUAUGCUUUCUGAGCUGGAUAAAACAAAGCUUAAUCUGGAGUGAGGAAGAGGAUCACGGUCUUUAAGCCCAUCAAGUCUUAACAGGCGUCCGUCCUCGAAUUUGGUGGGCUCUUGAAGUCUGCUUAAAUCACAAUCAAGUGUAAGAAGCUGCAUUUUUUAACUACAACACAGCAGCUACUGACUUCUUCAGGAACAAUGCAGCUCAUCAGAGCUUUUGCAUUCCUUUGCCUGGUGAUUUCAGUCGGUGCGCAGAGGAGUUACAGACUGACCUGUUAUCUGGAUGUUUUAACACACCGCACACAUGAGGGGCCGUGCUCUCACAUCAUCCUCCCCUUGACCCCCACUGAUGACGACCUUUACCUCCAAAGCUUGUCAGAAGUUGACAGUGUUACUAUUAGAAUGAUGAAAGAGAGAAAUCCAACUUUGAAGAUUUUGCUUGGCUUGGAAAUCAAAUCAUCAAGGUUGGAGCUGAUGUCUGCUAAUGAGGCCGGUGUUGAGACUUUUGUUCAAACGGUAUUGACAUACUUAAAGCACCAGAGUUUAGACGGUGUAGACGUGACUUGGCUGGAUGGCCCUUCUGGUGAAUCUAGCAGAACCAUAGAGCUAUUCACAAAUUUUCUGAAGAGUCUUAAAGGCGCGUUUGAAGGAGAAACCCAGCCUCUACUUCUGUCAGUAUCUGUACUAGAGCUUGCUGACCACAGUGCAGUAACUUAUAAUGAGCCAACACUUUCACAGUACGUGGACUUCAUAUCCAUUCUGCCUGCUCACCUCGAAAAGGAUGGACCAUACAUUAACAAAACAGUCCAGCACUGGCAGGACCAGAAAGUCGACCUGCAAAAGCUCAAUCUAGCCAUGCCUGCUUUUCUACGACGGUCACAUAGAAGGCAUCACCACAGGGAUCGCCUCAAGCAUGAUGACAUGAAUAAAGAGACAGGAAGGAUGGAUCACAUCCACGUUUUGGGCUUAUACCUGGGCAAUCAGGUGUGCCAGGCCAUUAAAAGUGGACAAGAGCGGUUCAUUACUUUAACAAGUCUCUCAAAUGAGCAAAGUUUUAUAGCAGAGGUGCUCCAGAAAGGCUUUGGUGGCAUAGGAGUUGUCUUGAUAGAUCUGGACGUCUUCUAUAACUCCAUGUGUGCAAACAUUACUCGGGAAGAACGAGCAAUGGUUGAAUCAAAGGCGAUUAUGCAUUCGCGUCAUGAACACCGACGUCAUGAGCAUGGUGGUCGUCAUCACAGGAGGAACCAUCACCAGCAUCAUCACUCUCAUCUUCCUUACGGCAGCCAUGGUCACCAUCACCAUGGACGCCAUCAACACGGACAUCAUCAUCAACAUAGUCAUAGUCACCAUGGUCACCAUCACCAGGGACAUCAUCAACAUAGCCAUCGUCACCAUGGUCACCAUCAUCACCAUCAGCAUCGUCCAAUAAUUCCUCAAAGCAACAUAACACUGGAGGAACGGCAGGGCAUGGAGUGAACUUAAUACAUAAAUUGCAUAUGAUGAAUAUUAAUGAGACCUGCUCUAUAUAUAUAUUUUUUUUUUUCUCACAAAAUUCUCAUUAACCUUUAUAUACAGUUUAUCUAUAUAUCCAUCUAUUAUUAAAAAAGUUGGUAAAUAAUUAGUUUACCAUUUAUUACUUUUUUACAUUAUAGGGAUGACAAUGACAUUGCAAUGUGGUAAUGCAAAUUAUUUUUUUGUAAUACUGCAAAAAUAUUUUGUUCUGCUUUAAUAGUACUGAGAAUUAGAUUGUUUUGCAUUAGACUAAUUUUGUUUUGCACUAUGCAAAAAAAAAAUUGUAUUACGUUUUCAUGCUUUUACGAACUAACGUUUUUAAUAAUUGCUUAUUAUUGCAAAAAAGCUUAUUGUAUAUCAGAGCAGAUCAAUGCAGCAUUAUGAAAUAAACAUGUAGCAUAAAAGUCUCA
Carassius gibelio (silver crucian carp) is the source of this 2041-nucleotide messenger RNA. RefSeq names its product chitotriosidase-1. Bases 318 to 1595 code for a protein of 425 amino acids. Gene Ontology annotation, molecular function: chitin binding; chitinase activity. The record is from RefSeq and is a predicted model, not a curated record. Lineage: Eukaryota; Metazoa; Chordata; Actinopteri; Cypriniformes; Cyprinidae. Gene Ontology annotation, biological process: carbohydrate metabolic process; chitin catabolic process. Gene Ontology annotation, cellular component: extracellular region. The transcript has 11 exons.